UCUUGUGCGCAUGCGCCGAGGGCCCCGGAAGCUGCGGUGCGCAUCGCAUCUGCUCCCCCCCCUCCCGGGGGCCCAACCGGCCCAACGGUAGCCGGGGCCGGAUCGGGUGGAUGUGGGGCCUCGAAGCCCGAGCCCGAUAUGGCUUCGGCGGGAGGCGGUGCCUGCGAGGGCUCAGGGCCGGAGGAGCGACCCCAGCCGCGGCCCUUUCUGAUCGGGGUGAGCGGCGGCACGGCGAGCGGCAAGUCCACAGUGUGUGAGAAGAUCCUGGAGCUGCUGGGACAGAACGAGGUGGACCGCCGGCAGCGCAAGUUGGUCAUCCUGAGCCAGGACUGCUUCUACAAGGUCCUUACGGCGGAGCAGAAGGCCAAGGCCCUGAAAGGACAGUACAAUUUCGACCACCCAGAUGCUUUUGAUAAUGAUUUGAUGCACAGGACUCUGAAAAACAUAGUGGAAGGCCAAACUGUUGAGGUCCCCACCUAUGAUUUUGUGACCCACUCAAGGACCCAUGUCCAACCUCUCCCUGGCAGGUUGCCAGAGACCACAGUGGUCUACCCAGCUGAUGUGGUUCUGUUUGAAGGCAUCUUAGUGUUCUACAGUCAGGAGAUCCGAGACAUGUUCCACUUACGUCUCUUUGUGGACACGGACUCAGAUGUCAGGCUGUCUCGAAGAGUUCUCCGGGACGUGCACCGCGGGAGGGACCUGGAGCAGAUUCUGACCCAGUACACCACCUUUGUCAAACCAGCCUUCGAGGAGUUCUGCCUCCCGACCAAAAAGUAUGCUGACGUGAUCAUCCCUCGAGGGGUUGACAACAUGGUUGCCAUCAACCUCAUCGUGCAGCACAUCCAGGACAUUCUCAAUGGUGAUCUGUGCAAACGGCAUCGAGCUGGGCCCAACGGACGCAACUACAAGAGGACCUUCUCUGAGCCAGGAGAUCACCCUGGGGUGCUGGCUGCUGGCAAGCGCUCACACCUGGAGUCCAGCAGCAGACCCCACUAAGGAUUGGCAUGUGUAGGUUCCCCAUAGAGUCAUGAGUUUUGGGGCUGGGCCUGGGGAUUCCCACUUGUCCCUGAAAGUACAGGCAGGGCUUCCUCUCAGCAUGUUCCAGGAUGGCAUUAGGACCAAGGCCUUCCUAGCUUGGGAGGGCAGACUUGUGCUGAUAGAUGGCAUUCCUGUGUCCCCCGCUUCCUCUCAUUGGAGGCGGCCAACAGGUUUCUGGGUUACGGAGAAGUCCCAGACUGCCUAGUAAGCCCUUGAUGCUUGCUUCCAGAGGGAUGCAGGAUACACAUUCUGGGGAAACUGAGGAAAUCACCUGGGCACUGGCUAGCCCGGUGUUGAUAGCGAACCACAGCCAUGUUUCCCAGUAUGAUGUGCUUCAUGCAUAGACUGAGGAAGUUUUAAGACAUGCUAUCCAUCCUUACUGUUUUGUGACUGGCUGUUUGUGACCUGUAAAACUAGUUUCAUGACCUACUAGGCUUCAAUCCAGUCUGAGGAGUCCUGGAGGCAGGAACCCGAGGGUCCACCUGGGUUGCUCUAACCAGCACACCUGAUGCAAGGACUCAUGGAAGUCCUGGGGCCUGAAUGGUCCCCACAUGGUGGGACAGAUGCUAGCAGGCCAGCAGGUCUCUGUGGCUAGAACAGUGUCUACACAGUCUUGUAGCCAGGGGGCUGUCUGUGGAUAAGCCACUUGGGUAGGCUCAUGGCCAGCCAUAUACAGGCAGGCCACCUCCAGCCAGGGGAGCACUGGAGUAUAGCUGGCCAAGAGAGCAUGGCUGCCUGAAGCCAGCUAGUCUCACACACUGACCCUGAGCUCAAGGCCUCAACCAGGCCCUUCUGUCGUUUGUCUUCCCCCUGUCGUGAUGGCCCUUUUUGGAAAAGUGUCCUUUGCCAUCACCACAAGCUAUGGCACAGGUCCCUCUCAUUUCUUCCUGUUAAGUACAGCUCUGUGCUUCCCCACUCAUAACUGCAGUGGAGCUGUGUUAAGCCCCAGCUGGUUUCUUUUAGCGCUAUUGACAGUUUUGUUAAGCUGAAGCCUCUUUGGAGGGAGAAUCAAUAAAUACCACCAAAAAAUCAGAA
Messenger RNA from Nannospalax galili (Upper Galilee mountains blind mole rat), 2073 nucleotides. It is a transcript of the gene Uck1, whose product is annotated as uridine-cytidine kinase 1. The transcript has 7 exons. The coding region runs from base 139 to 996 and encodes 285 amino acids. The record is from RefSeq and is a predicted model, not a curated record. Gene Ontology annotation, cellular component: cytosol; cytoplasm. Gene Ontology annotation, molecular function: ATP binding; kinase activity. Lineage: Eukaryota; Metazoa; Chordata; Mammalia; Rodentia; Spalacidae.